AUGGCAAACACAACACUAUCAUCACCGCUUCGGGGGGCUUGCCCUGCACCAUUCUACGAAAGGUCAAAGUUCGGUUUGGACGGCUUCGUUGACGGAAGGUUUUGCGCACCCGUCGAACAGAUCAAGAAGGGCCUUUACUGCUGUCUACCGUGCCCAAUGACAGAUUACCUCUAUCCUCCUGAGUUCAAUACAUGGUACCGCGUGGCCGAAGCUCUCAACGUAGCUGGCCUGAUCUGUUUGUCCUUUCUUUUGAUAUCCUUCGUCGUGUUACCGGCCGAGAAAACCCGACGGCACUAUCUAAGCUACUGUCUGAUUAUUGCGGCUAUCUUUAUGGCGCUUGGCUUUGUGAUCCCUUUCGGGGCGAAACCAGAGCAAUGCUACGACGAGAUUACCCCGCACGAUAUGUACUCGAGCCUGACAUGCGCCUUUUCGGGUGCCUUCCUCAUUUCUGGGGGCUUGUCAAUGGCAGUGUGGAUUCUUAUCCGGGCUCUAUCCAUGCACCUUCAGAUUUGUUGGGAUGUGACUCCGGGAAAGAAGUUCUUUUACUGGGCGCAAGGUCUGGGUUGGUCGGUCGCUGCUACCUUUUUUACGAUAACAAUUACGAUCACCGGAGUGUCAUUUCGAUUUGGAGAUGUUUGCCACGUCAACGCUGCGCACUCGAUGAAGGAUUUCUGGGGUCCCUUACUGGCCAUCGCUGGAGCAGCUAUGGUCAUACAAAUCGCAACUUUCGUGUAUUGUAUCAAGGUCUACCUUCAGAACAUGAUGAGCGACGAAAAGACCGAGACGCAAAGUAGUGCGGGCCUGCCCUCUUACACAACGAGUGUGCGAAAUCGGUCUGCACGAGCUGUUUACCGACGUGUCCGCAAAGUUCUCUGGCUUCAAUGGAGAGGCAUCACUAUCGUUGUCUUCAUCCUGGUCGACGUAAUCUUCUUCUCAGUUGUCUUUAUCUGGUUAAAUUCCCUCACAACCAAAGCCCAGAAGAACGUGGACAAUCUCAUGCCAUAUUUGCUUUGCCUUAUCAAGAACCCCACAAAGCCGGAGCCAUGUUUGCCCCUCGGCCAACAACUCGCCGUCGAUGAGUCGACGGUCAUUGCCAUCUUGAUGAUGCUCUCUAUUGCUGGUAUCCAAUGCUUCCUGCUGCUUGUUCGAUGGAGCAUGUUGACCGGGUGGUGGGAAUUCUUCAGGGGCAAGUUCAGCAAGAACCGUGAAUUCGUAUCGCUGGACGCAAAACACCAUACCGAGAACCCACAACAAUACGAGUUGAAGAAAUUCGAGCCACAAUCACCUCCAAGCGCUCUCACCGCUCCCGGAAUUGCCAGCUAUGCCAAUUUUCGAUCAGACACACCCGACUACUUCUCCAAAGAAACCCAGCGAGAGUAUCGAAGUCCCACCUUGAGCUUCUCGACUCCACGACCGCAGUCUCGAGCAACGACUCAGGUAGAAUGGGACCCUAGGUCAUCGCAUGCAAGAGGUGGACUUGGUUUGCACCCCCUGGACUUCGAAGAUAAGAUAUGA
Messenger RNA from Cucurbitaria berberidis CBS 394.84, 1515 nucleotides. RefSeq lists its product as uncharacterized. The transcript is spliced from 7 exons. The coding region runs from base 1 to 1515 and encodes 504 amino acids. The record is from RefSeq and is a predicted model, not a curated record. Gene Ontology annotation, biological process: cell surface receptor signaling pathway; G protein-coupled receptor signaling pathway. Gene Ontology annotation, cellular component: membrane. NCBI's taxonomy places the organism in Eukaryota, Fungi, Ascomycota, Dothideomycetes, Pleosporales, Cucurbitariaceae. Gene Ontology annotation, molecular function: G protein-coupled receptor activity.